Miscanthus lutarioriparius is the source of this 708-nucleotide messenger RNA. Lineage: Eukaryota; Viridiplantae; Streptophyta; Magnoliopsida; Poales; Poaceae. The record is from the annotation of a GenBank genome assembly.
AUGGACGAGGACUGGGAACUCCUCCUCGCGUCCCCCAAGACGGCGGCGGCGGCCGAGCCGUACGCCGGCGGCGGAGGCGGAGGCGGGGAGGACGACGCCGGCGCCAUCAAGCACGACUACUUCGACCUCGGCUCCGACGCCAAGUACCCCCGGAGGGCGUCGCUGUCGAAGGAGGACGAGGACGAGGACGAGGACGAGGACGGUGUGGAGGAGGGGCUUCUCGGGGCGUCGGACGACGCGAGCUGGGUGGAGCCGGACCCUGACGACCUUCUCUUCCCCGGCCGCGACCGCGCCGCGCUCUGGUCGGACUCGUCCUCCGACGGGGAGAGGCUCGAGGUCGAGGCCACCGAUCCAGUGGAGCGUGCCACGGAGGAGGCCGGGGUCACGGCGGCCGCCGCGGCUGAUGCGGGCGAGGGGGCCGUGGCGAAGGGGGGAGGACCGGUCCCGUGGUGGAAGCUGCCGCUGGACACGCUGCGGGUGUGGGCGCUGCGCGCGGCGAGGAGCUUCUGGUCGGUGCCGUUCGCCGUCGCGCUGCUCGGAUUCGCCGUGCUCGGGCGCCGGCUGUACCGGAUGCGCCGCCAGAGCAAGGCCGUCGCGCGCGUCCGCCUCGUCCUCGAUGAAAAGGUGACGCCUUUCCAUCCUCUUCCCUGCAAGCGUCUUGCUUGUGACUUGUGGAUUUCACCUUCUUCACACGCUGCUUCUUCCUGA